UACGUGCUCUUCCACAUCGUCACCGUCUUUGCCGCCGACGUGCGCAGCAAGAGCAAGGCGCACGAGCGCGCCUACCAGAGCGAGAUUGCGCGCUGCGCGCAGCAGUACGCGCUCAACCACUGCGGCACGCCGAACCAGGCGCCGGCGCUCUCGGACAUGUGCGCCGGCUGGGAGACGUGCUACGCGCGCGACCCGAGCAGCGUCGCCAGCACGUACCGCAUCGUCGCCGAGGUGCUGGCCGACGUCGUGCAGGGCUUCCUUGCGCCGCUCGGCUGGAAGGAGCUGGCAUUCGUCGCCAUG
Tilletiopsis washingtonensis is the source of this 300-nucleotide messenger RNA. RefSeq lists its product as hypothetical. Lineage: Eukaryota; Fungi; Basidiomycota; Exobasidiomycetes; Entylomatales. Gene Ontology annotation, biological process: lipid homeostasis; nuclear envelope organization. The record is from RefSeq and is a predicted model, not a curated record. Gene Ontology annotation, cellular component: nuclear membrane; nuclear envelope. The transcript has a single exon. The annotation marks the transcript as partial.